AUGCCACGCGACGUCGUUGAUCCCCUCAGCCACGCCUGUAGCCUAAACGCCCUGUCCGCCAUAUCGAGUGUCACGUGCCAAUUGUCCACGGCAGAAUUGAGCAUGCCGUUGACAAAGAGGCUUUUGAUGAAGCGCGCGGGCGCCGCAGAGUGGCAGCCGGGCGAGAGGGUGAGCAUGGUCCAGUUGUAUAUGCCCAGUAUCGAUACCCUCGACGCCAGCGGGAUGCGCCACGACAGUCCCCAGAUCUGCAUCAACUCGCUCGGGCCACACACCAUACUCACGGGAGACCGGCUCAGAAUGGCGCGGCAGUACACCGUGGCGAUCAUGCGCACCAUGCGGUACACCGGAUCUGGAACGUCGGCCGGGGGUGAGUUCCGCUCCAUGACCACUGUGCUGGCCGGGCUUGAAUCUUGUUUCUUGGUGCUUCCGGGAGGCGACUGGGAGGAUUCGCCCUCGUUUCUUCCAGAUGGAGAUCCAGUGUUUGACGAGCCCCCGGCCACAGAAGAAGGCGCCCUGAUUGAUUCGUACAGAGGCACACUCUCUGGUAACUGUCUUAUCGCAUCUAAUAUGCCCGAUACAAAGGCCAUCACCUGCUGGAUCUGUCCUCCCGUUGCGUCGAGGGGUAGCGAGAGCACGGCGUCAAACAUGCUUCUCGCAUUGUCCAGGAUCAUGGCCGUGUAA
Geosmithia morbida is the source of this 681-nucleotide messenger RNA. RefSeq lists its product as uncharacterized. Lineage: Eukaryota; Fungi; Ascomycota; Sordariomycetes; Hypocreales; Bionectriaceae. The coding region runs from base 1 to 681 and encodes 226 amino acids. The record is from RefSeq and is a predicted model, not a curated record. The transcript has a single exon.